Planococcus citri (citrus mealybug) is the source of this 5232-nucleotide messenger RNA. It is a transcript of the gene rdx, whose product is annotated as BTB/POZ and MATH domain-containing protein rdx. Gene Ontology annotation, cellular component: nucleus; cytoplasm. Bases 655 to 1881 code for a protein of 408 amino acids. The transcript is spliced from 9 exons. Lineage: Eukaryota; Metazoa; Arthropoda; Insecta; Hemiptera; Pseudococcidae. The record is from RefSeq and is a predicted model, not a curated record. Gene Ontology annotation, biological process: proteasome-mediated ubiquitin-dependent protein catabolic process; regulation of proteolysis. Gene Ontology annotation, molecular function: ubiquitin protein ligase binding.
AGUACCAAAGUUGCUUUCGAUUCGAUUGUUUUUCCCGGUACUUGCGUCCGUACUGUUGGAGGUUGUUUCGUUUUCAAUGUCAGAGAAUAGUUGGGUUUUUGUAACCGAUAACGAAUAUUAUACUCGAAUUCGUUGGAACGCUAAAUAGUCAACAGUUUAUUUCACGUCCGUAGUGUGAAAACGUUAACAGCUGUCGUUUUUUUGAGCGUUUUCGUUUAUAAUUUUUUAAAAUAAAUUUCGUAUUUUUUCGUAUAAUUUUUUUUUUCAACCGGUUAUAAUUUUUUUUUCAUCUGAUAAUCAAAACCCAACGUGGUGUUCGGUCAACGCAAGAAGCUAGUUGGAAGUGUUUUUUUCUUCGGUUUCUUUGUAAUUUUUUUUGUUACUCAAUCGAGUGUUUUAAUGAUUCGUUUGGUAAAGUUUAACACGUGUGUUUUUGCGAGUUUAUUUGCUAUGAUGAUUGGUUAUUGAAUUCGCAGUCGCGUCGUGUUAUUAGUUUGUUGCUGUUUUUUUCAACGCCAUCUUUUUAUUUUUUUCUCAUCAAUUCUGCGAAUUCGUAGUUUUGGUUAAUUUUAGUGUCGGUUUGUUCUAAUAGUUAUCAAAGUGGCAAACCUAAUACCCGCUCAUUUGGGAUUCAAGUUCGACGAAUGCGUUAGAAUGGCGCUUGCUAGGGUGCCAGUGGUGAGCGACUGCUCGGGCUCAUCGGGUCAAAAUGGUCCGGUGCGCGUGGCAGCCGGCUCCAGUUCGAAUUUAUCAGCCGCCGCACCUACCAGAGUACCGAGUCCAUCACCCAACGAUAGCCAAACUCCAGUUGCCGAAAAUUGGUGCUAUACUCAGGUGAAAGUCGUGAAAUUCAGCUAUAUGUGGACAAUCAAUAAUUUCAGUUUCUGUCGCGAAGAAAUGGGUGAAGUUUUGAAAUCGUCUACAUUUUCAGCCGGAACCAACGAUAAACUUAAGUGGUGUUUACGAGUCAAUCCUAAAGGAUUAGAUGAAGAAAGCAAAGAUUACCUUUCACUAUAUUUGUUACUAGUCUCAUGUAAUAAGACUGAAGUGCGGGCGAAAUUCAAAUUUUCCAUAUUAAACGCUAAACGAGAAGAAACCAAAGCAAUGGAAAGCCAGCGAGCCUAUAGGUUCGUUCAGGGUAAAGAUUGGGGUUUCAAGAAAUUUAUCCGAAGAGAUUUCCUAUUGGACGAAGCCAACGGAUUGUUGCCCGAUGAUAAAUUAACUAUUUUCUGCGAGGUUAGCGUAGUUGCCGAUAGUGUAAAUAUUUCUGGCCAAUCAAACGCGGUCCAGUUUAAAGUUCCCGAAUGUAGACUUUCCGAAGAUUUAGGAUGUUUGUUUGAAAAUCAGAAAUUUAGCGACGUUACCUUAUCAGUUGGUGGUAAAGAUUUUCUAGUGCAUAAAGCUAUCUUAGCCGCUCGAAGUCCUGUUUUCGCGGCCAUGUUCGAACACGAAAUGGAAGAACGUAAACAAAACCGUGUAGCUAUUACCGACGUAGAUCAAGAUGUUUUGAAAGAAAUGUUACGAUACAUUUAUACUGGAAAAUCGCAAAAUUUAGAAAAAAUGGCCGACGACUUGUUAGCGGCUGCUGAUAAAUAUGAUCUGGGAAGACUUAAAAUCAUGUGCGAAGAAGCAUUAUGUACGAAUUUAUCGAUAGAAAACGCGGCGGAUAUUUUGAUAUUAGCAGAUUUGCAUAGUGCCGAACAAUUAAAAGCGCAAGCAAUUGAUUAUAUUAAUACACAUGCUACGGACGUGAUGGAUACGGCAGCUUGGAAAAGCAUGAUUACAACGCAUCCGCAUUUGAUCGGCGAAGCAUUCCGUGCCCUAGCAACGCAGCAAGUGCCGCCCAUUGGACCACCCAGAAAACGCGUAAAACAGAGUUAAACAUCGCGUCGGGGGAAGCCUAAACGAAAUUUAUGUGUAUAACGUUUUUACUACGAUCUCACAAGCCCCACCUGAAUAAGUAGAAAAAAAAUUCGUUAACGGUUCUCUAUGUAUUAAGGCGUCUGUACCCUUCCUCCUACUAUGUAUUUUUUCUCCACCAUUGAGAAUUUUUUUAUACCUUAUCAGUAACGAUGUUUGAAUUACAUACCUUGUACCCCUUUUUUUUCCUCCUAUCGUCUAUGUUUUUUCCUUUUUUGGUUCACGAUGUCUGCUGUUUCAAGUUUUGGUAAUAUUUUCAUUCUUGUUGUAAAAUUUUUAACCGGAGUAUGAAAUUUUUGAAUUUUGAUGAAUAAAAUAAGUUGUAAGAAGAGUUGGUUAAGUUGUAAGAUGGAAUUGUUUGUAAUUAAGAUGUGAUUUCUUUUUUCUUUCUUAAUUUAAUUUCUCGAAUCGAUUGUGUGUUUGAUUUUGGAUUAUUUUAAUUGAUUUUGUUUCGUUCUUUUUUUUUCUGGAAUUUUUAACGUUGUUUUGUAUUUUUUUUCGCUACGAAUUUACCUACCUUUUGUUGUGUGAGGCUAUUUAAAAGCUUCGAAAAAACAAAAACAAAAAAAAAAGGUGAAAAUUUGAAAAAAUUACCAAUUUGGUAUUUUUACGUCACACAAUAAUAUUACCAGUGGACAUCUUGAAUGUGUUUUUUUUUGUUAUAUUUAGUAAUUUUUUUUCUCCUCCCUGCCCCAUAUAUUUUUUGUUUGUUUGUAUAUAGACGAUUGGUAUACAUUUUUUUGCCCUUAUCGUACUAUAAGAAUUGUAUUUAGAUGUAUAAUUUGCAUUUACAUGUUUUACUCAUCGUACGUAUAUUUUAACGCGGAGUUGUCAUCAAAAUCGUUUUGUUUUUUUGUUUCUCGUGUACAUUUUGCGGAUAAAUAGUUAACCGUUUUUUGUUGUAAUUUUAACACGAUGAACGUGUAGUUUUUUAAGCGGUGAACUGCUCCUAGAACGGUGUCAGUUUACCCUCUCGAGACGAAUUAGAUGACGUAUUUUGAUGCGACGAACGAGUCGACGACGACGUUUAUACGAAAAUUGUUGUUCUGUGUGUAUGUGUCUGUGUGUGUGUGUGUGAGGUGGCCCCCAAGUGAAAAUGAAACAAUUUUUCGUCCCAAGUGCCAUAAUAGUCAACGAUACGAAUAGAUUUUCUUUCCUUUGUAAUGCUCGAUCGGUUUUCUGUUGUGAUUUUUACAAUAAUUAAUUAUUCAAUUCACAUAGCCUUUGUUUUAUCAUAUCGUUAAUUUAUGAUCGCGAUUAAUCGAUGUGUAUCGGGUAGGGAAUUACAUUUCGGACCUUUUUGUCGAGUAAUAAAGGAUCGAUCGGUGGAAAAAAUUACGAUAGUUGGGUUAAAAAUUUGUCAGAAACGUGUCCAGUGUGAUCAUAUCAGGGUAACAUUGUCAAAUUAAUUUUAUAUUUUAAAUCAAACGAGAAACAUAAUGAAUUUUUUGGAAACGAUUCGAGUUAACUGGGUAAUAAUUUUUACAUUCAAAGAAAAACAAGAUCGCAACAGAUUAAGCGAACGAAAUCGUUCACCGACUUUUCAAGCGUAAUCAGUGGUCCAACUUCGUGUUUUGAUUCGUUUUUUUUCUUUUCUUUUUUUUUACGUGUCGUUAUUUUACGUAUUCGUAUUAUAAAAAAAUAUCAGUUGUUUUUAUUUUUUAGCGAUGGUUUUUUUUUUGGAAUUUUUUCUCUGUGUUUUCGUUCCCUUGUAAUCGACACUCCAUUUUUUUUUACUGUACGAAAUAACGUAGACCAUAUUUUGUUGGCGUGUAUAUGAAUUUUUCGGCGAAUUUUAUAUUAUUUUAUGUUCGUUUACAACUUCUACCUCAUUUUUCGAUAAUUCAUAGUCGAAUGGUCGAGCUCGAGUGGUUUUAGAGAGAGAAAAAUGAUCUGUUGAUGGGAAUACGUUCGUAUAUGUAUCGUGAAAAAAAUUAUGGUUGUGAUCCGGAGAUUUUUUCGAAAAAAUUUUUCUAUCGCGAAAUAGUAAUAAUAAUAACGAUUAAAAAUUCACAUUUUGUGAUAUUUUAUACCUACCUAGAUAUUAUAUCUACCUGUCUAUAAAGCUAGUGAAACGAAAUCGAAGCGUGAAAAAAUUGAUUUUGCAUCGGAAUUAUGAAUACGUAUUCGUUCCUAUGUCGAUGAUGGUGAAGAGAAAUUUAUUGAUGCUGAUUUUUAUUCGAGUGAGAGUCUUCUGUUAGUGGUUUUUUUUUUUUCGAUUGGAAUACGCGUUGAAAUUGAAAUAAUUCAUGAAAAAUAUUAAAUACGAGUUAAUCGAGUGAAUAAAUAAUUAAAAGGGAAAUAGUUAGCAAAAAAAAAAAGAAAUCGCGAAUUGAAAAUUAUAUAAUUAUUAUCGUAUAUAAAAAUGUGAUAUUAUUAGUUAGCCGAUUUUGAUCUCAAUUAAGUUGUUCCUAUUUGUGCGCCAUAAUUUGCCAAUUCGUAAAAUGGAAGACGUGAAAAUCGUUAAUAAUACUAUAUCGUAUCAGUUACAAUGUGUCGCAAAUAUCACGAACAAGGAGAGAAUUGGCUCCAAGCGCUGCGCGUUUUACAAGAAAAUAAUGUCGGAAAAAACAUUUAAAAAUUGACUCGAACGAAAAUCCGUAUCGCGUAUUAUUAUUUUUUUUUAAAUUUUUAGAAGCACGAAGUCGUUAAUGUAAAUGAGGUUAAAUUUACGAUUUUAUUAUUAAUAUAUUAUUAUAUAUUUUACCUUUUUUUUUUCUUUUUUUUUUUUUGUUGUGAAAAUCUCCAAAUUUUAAUUUUUCUCUACUAUAUAAAUUUAAGCGCUUUGUGAUAUGAGUACCUGCGCGUUGGUUUUUAUUUUGUCUUAUAAUAUGAAUUUUUAUCGACUUUGUUGUCGAUAUCUGUACUUUGAAUCGUUGUAAUACGUAUGUGUGUAUAUGUAGUAGUGUGUUGAAUAGGCAAGUACGCGAAUUCGAAAUAACAAAAAGGGAUUUAUACGACCAAUUUAUUAUCUAACCUGUUUUUUUUUUCUUUCUAAAUUUCGAUUUUAAUUGGUUGAUUGUUUGUAAUAAUAAUGUUGACGAGAUGAUGUUUCAAGUCGUGUGUAUCUUCGAAGUGGUUUUUUUUUCUGUGUGGACGAUUUGUUGGAAUUUUUACCUGAGAAGCUCGUGCAGGCAUUCGAGCUUUGUUAUUUCGCUUUUGCUUUAUUAUAAUAAUUUUUUUUCCAAUUCAGCGAAGUUUUCAAACGUUAUAAUUAGAGCGUGUAAUUUUAUUUCUGAUGUAGUUAUUAAAAUAUGGGAUUUAUUGUAAAAAGAUUUCUUCGAUUGGUAAUAUUAAAUAUUUACAAAUUUA